AUGAUCUCACUUCCAUUUUCAAUCGGCGCGCACACUCCCUCCAAUAAUCUCACAACCCUAUCAGGAUUGCCGAACAAAUUCUACGCCGUCAAAUUCAACGGAAGCAAGCAUUUCAAAACGAAUUCGCCUUUCUUAAACAGAAGAGAAACAAUUGCCGUUGGUACCGGCCUCGGCUUCAGCUUCCUUCCGCUUCUUAACCCUCUGCCGGAGCCUGCGGCGGCCGAUAGAGGCGCCGCCGCCGCCGACCCGUGCGAGUUAACGGCGGCUCCGUCGGGGCUGGCGUUCUGCGACAAGGUUAUCGGUACCGGACCCGAAGCUACUAAAGGCCAGCUGAUUAAGGCACAUUAUGUGGGGAGGCUGGAAAACGGGACGGUGUUUGAUAGCAGCUACAAUAGGGGAAAGCCUCUCACUUUCCGUGUUGGUGUUGGCGAGGUGAUCAAAGGAUGGGACGAGGGAAUUGUAGGCGGAGAUGGAGUUCCAGCCAUGCUUGCUGGAGGAAAACGACAACUGAAAAUCCCUCCUCAACUUGCAUAUGGUGCAAGGGGAGCAGGCUGUAGAGGAGGAUCAUGCAUUAUCCCGCCUGAUUCAGUUCUGUUAUUCGAUGUGGAGUUCAUUGGAAAGGCUUAG
This is a messenger RNA of Striga hermonthica, 627 nucleotides long. NCBI's taxonomy places the organism in Eukaryota, Viridiplantae, Streptophyta, Magnoliopsida, Lamiales, Orobanchaceae. The record is from the annotation of a GenBank genome assembly.